This is a messenger RNA of Megalobrama amblycephala (Wuchang bream), 3155 nucleotides long. RefSeq names its product serine threonine kinase 39 (gene stk39). The record is from RefSeq and is a predicted model, not a curated record. Gene Ontology annotation, molecular function: protein serine/threonine kinase activity; ATP binding. The transcript has 19 exons. Lineage: Eukaryota; Metazoa; Chordata; Actinopteri; Cypriniformes; Xenocyprididae. Bases 202 to 1770 code for a protein of 522 amino acids. Gene Ontology annotation, biological process: protein phosphorylation.
UAAUAUCCACAAGCUACGCUGCAGUGAUAUCAGCGCGUCGAAAUGAAUAUUCAUGAGCUCAGCCUUCGCUGUAGUAGGAUUCGAGAUGUCUCUCUCCGGAUGUGUUCAUCGCAGGCGGUAGUGAACCAGCAGCAGCAGCAGCAGCAGCGGAGGCAGCGGUGAGUGAGGUGAGCGAGUGAGAGCGACUCUCUCAGCAGCAUCAUGGCGGAGCAGAGUGACUCCCCGGCGGCCGUCCAAACCCCGCAGCCGGCGCUCACCACCAGCUGGCCCAUUGUCAAGGAGGCGUACGAGCUACAGGAGGUGAUCGGUAGCGGAGCCACAGCAGUCGUCCAGGCAGCGCUUUGUAGCCCACGACAGGAGCGUGUGGCCAUCAAGAGAAUCAACCUGGAGAAAUGCCAGACCAGCAUGGAUGAGUUGUUGAAAGAGAUUCAAGCCAUGAGCCAGUGCAACCAUCCAAACGUGGUCACCUACUACACUUCAUUUGUUGUGAAAGAUGAACUUUGGCUCGUCAUGAAGCUCCUGAGUGGAGGAUCAGUGUUAGACAUCAUAAAGCACACGUUCAACAAAGGAGAGCAUAAAAACGGUGUCCUAGAUGAAUCCACAAUAGCAACCAUUUUGAAGGAAGUACUGGAGGGAUUAGAUUAUCUCCACAAAAACGGGCAGAUUCACAGGGACGUGAAGGCUGGUAAUAUUCUACUGGGAGAAGAUGGAUCGGUGCAGAUUGCAGAUUUCGGUGUGAGUGCUUUUCUGUCCACCGGUGGAGACGUCACUAGACACAAAGUGAGGAAGACGUUUGUGGGGACCCCGUGCUGGAUGGCUCCAGAGGUGAUGGAGCAGGUACGGGGUUACGACUUCAAAGCUGACAUUUGGAGUUUCGGAAUCACUGCCAUUGAACUUGCAACAGGCUCUGCGCCGUAUCAUCGGUACCCCCCUAUGAAGGUUUUAAUGCUCACGCUGCAGAACGAUCCUCCAACCCUGGAGACUGGGGUUGAGGACAAAGAGAUGCUUAAGAAGUAUGGAAAAUCUUUUAGAAAACUUAUAUCCUUGUGCCUUCAGAAGGACCCUGCAAAGAGGCCCACUGCAGCCGAGCUUUUGAAAUGUAAAUUUUUCCAAAAGGCUAAGAAUCGAGAGUACUUGAUUGAAAAGCUGCUUACUAAAGGACCAAAUAUAAACCAGAGAGCCAAAAAGGAUCCAGAGCAGAGGAAGCAGCACACAGAGAAGGAUGCUGGGAGACGGGUCAGAAGGGUUCCGGGGUCGAGUGGUCACCUGCACAAGACUGAGGAUGGAGACUGGGAAUGGAGUGAUGAUGAAAUGGAUGAGAAAAGUGAAGAGGGGAAGGCUGCUUUCAAUCACGGAAGGUCACGAAGGGUCAAAGACGAAAACCAGCAUGGAGAAGUGAAUGCUAACAGUCUCCCGCUAGAGGACCUGUCCAUUCAGCAUCCCCAGGUUCAACCGUUGGAGAAACCCUCAAGCGUUCAGGGAGCGGUCAACAUGGUCCUGAGGUUAAGGAACUCAAGGAAGGAGUUGAAUGACAUACGGUUUGAAUUCACUCCAGGGCAAGACACUGCUGAUGGAGUUUCUCAGGAGCUCUUCUCUGCUGGUCUGGUCAAUGGUCAUGAUGUUGUAGUGGUGGCUGCUAACCUUCAGAAGAUUGUAGAAGACCCGAUUACCUAUAAAGUAUUGACCUUUAAGUUGGCGUCUGGUUGUGACAGCACAGAGAUCCCAGAUGAGGUGAAGUUGAUUGGCUUUGCCCAGUUGAGCGUCACCUGAUAGCAUCUCAUUACCACAGCAGAGGGAGUUUCUGUCGGAAGAGACCGAACGCUGCAGGAGACGGCGGGAGGGGGUUCACUACCACACUGAAGACCUCUGCUGCAAACUCCCACACCCCCCCGAUCCCAUUCAGGUUUUCCUUCUCCUCCCGAUUCACCUGCCCUCGCCCUCCAGAAUGUUUGCACCUGUUCAAUCAAACGCAGCGCUCUUAUUCAAACACACACACACUCACAUCCUCUUUCCCAGAAGCUGUAUUUGCCUUUCACCAAAACAUUCCAGCACCCAUUUCCUAAAAUUCAAAGCAGGAGCCCAUCAUCUCAGGAGGCAAUAGCUAGUAAAACAAAAAAGAAAGUUUUUUUUUUUUUCUUCUUCAAUUAUUAUGAUUAAGAUUGCGUUACCUCUGCUUUCAACAAAGCUUUUACCGUAUUAUUAUUAUAAUUAAUGAAAAAAAUGCCUUUUAUUUCACGUCCUCUUGUAUGUAUGUGGAAGAGUAGCUUCUCUGUAGACCACAAAACUGAAGUGGAGACGUCUCCCUCUGAAUGUAAAAAGCACAUUUUCAUUCUGAAUCUUAUUUUAACACCUUUUAACUGUACUGUACAUAGAGACCUUCUGAUGUCCAAUGAAAAAUAAGGGAAUAUUUCAUUUUUUCUUUCCAGAGGACUGAACCGAAUGCUGCCAUGUGCAAACGUACUGCUUAAUUUUUUCAGGACAGUGUUGAUGCUUCAAAGCUAGAGGUGCCUUGUUUUUUUGUUUUUUUAAUCUGUGCCUAAGAGAUGAGGUAAGAAGCUUGAAGCUGUUCUACUGACACCGAACAGGAAGGACGCUGAUUCGUCGAUUAGUAUUUUCACUGGUCAGUGGCUCGCUUUCAAGUUAACUGCUGAUGCACUUUGAUUUCACCUUCGGCGCUUUGACCCGACACAACUAUCCAGAUUUAACCUGUUAAAACAAGGCCAUCGCUACCACUACGCACACCUAAAUCCUGAUGUAUUGUAUUUACAAUAAGACCAUCGAUGGUUAUGCGCCAUUUUACAGCACUAGAAUGUUGUUUUUGAACCCAGAAUGCAUCUGUCUAUCAGCAAACGUGAAGUAUUUUGUAAAGGAAACCAAAUGUCUACUACUGAAUGACAGAAAAGCCAUCUGUGUGUCCAAAACGAGUAGCUUGAAUUAAAUUAUUUUGUUCUCAGCCCAAAUGUAAAUAAUGUUAACUAAAUACUUUAUUAUUAUUAUUAUUAUUAUUAUUAUGAAGUUGAUUUGUGUUUUCUAUAUACCAUGCGUGUACCCUACCCUCCCUUACUAUUCAGCCCAUGUUCCCUUUCUGUAAUCAGCAAAGAAUAUAAACUUUCUGCGAAGGUACAACAAAUAAAAAAAGAAUUGCUACUAUUAAA